This is a messenger RNA of Lytechinus variegatus (green sea urchin), 2317 nucleotides long. It is a transcript of the gene fam227b, whose product is annotated as protein FAM227B-like. Lineage: Eukaryota; Metazoa; Echinodermata; Echinoidea; Temnopleuroida; Toxopneustidae. The record is from RefSeq and is a predicted model, not a curated record. Bases 245 to 2029 code for a protein of 594 amino acids. The transcript is spliced from 18 exons.
CCCAUAGGGCUUGACUGCACCAGUAAUUUUACAAGGAAUUGAUCGUGUUGCGAUGAAGUGGACAAAUGCUUGUGUUCUCUAACUUCUGGAAAAUUCCUUUAUGCCACACCCUAUCGAAGGCCUUCUCUUCAUCAAGGAGGGCAACAUAAGUAGGCUUCCUGCUGAGUGUGUUGAGUUCGAGGACCAGCUCAAGGCAACACAAGAAACUAAUCAGACUUCCGGAGUGCUGCAGCAGUAAUAGACGAUGUCAAGUUCUAGAAAAAGAAACAAAGAGGACUCCUUUGAGUAUCCUGUACAAUCUUUUGAAGAAUGGUUGGAAAGAGAAAGAAGUGGGAUGGACUGGCCUAUCGUGGAGAUGGAUAAGAUGACCCUUGACCUCAAAACAGAUAAGGGACUUCUUGGUACACAUGCAGAGAUUGUUGAGGCUUUGUCGGAAUAUGCUUCAUUUCCUAUUCACAUUCUGGACAAUCUGGAAGCAAAGGUUGACAGACUGCAAGAGCGACUAGAUUUAUACGCCACUCAGGUUGUUACAGAUGAUGGAAGGUCGUCACGGUUGCAGAAUGAACUCUUCCAUUCCCCAGCAGCAGGACCCGUUGUAUACAAACCAGUGAUGCAACGAGCAGCAAACAGUGACAUGGUGAAAGCACAUCGUGUGCAGGAGAAAGACAACAGCACUGAACUCAGAGCUCUUAUCCUAGGGAGCAAGGCCAGAAGUCUUGAGGUAAUGAGUUAUCCAGGCUUCAACAAGAAUGAAUUAACUGAACUGCCACAUGGUCUUGAGGCACCCCAGAUACUAGACAGGGUUACUAGGGCUCAGGAUUUCAAUGCUGGAUUCAACAAGUUUUGGAAGAAGUUGUUCCUAUCGGAAGCAUCGGUUGCUGUCAUGCAGGACAUGUUUUGGUGGUUCUUUAUCGAUAAAUAUGAGCCAAAGAGAGAAGAGGAGAAGAAAAAGAUUUUCAACAGGAUAGCGGAUAGCUUUGUUGCCCUGUUUGUCAGCGUUAAUCCAGAAAUCAAAGAUAAAUUCUUUGUGGUGUAUGCAGACUGCUUAGCCCAAGCGAUAUUUGCAGCAUAUUGGGAAGCCUUCAUUGACUCGCAUCAUCAGCUGGGGGAUAGGUUCAAACAGAACAUAGCUUCUAUCUGCUCUGAGCUUACAGCAGGUGUUAAACCCAAGCCGUUGUCAUGGAAACACUGGGAUGUGAAGAGGCUACAGCCUAAGAGCAUGAACAAGGAGAAAGAAGAGGAUAAACAUCGAGUGGUACUCAUUAAGGAAGGUCAUAUCAAUAAAGAUGCUGAUUUCUCCAUCAACGUGGAUAUACCCGAUGAGAGCGAUUCCCUUGCCAACGAACUCGGCUCAACGGUAUCACGAGAGAUGACCCUCCUCAACAAGGGUCACCGCUUCCCUCAGACGAUAGCCACCAACGUGGAAGGGGCUCAGACCGAAGUGGAGUCCCACCAAAUAGGUCCAGGUCCCGAUUUUGAGAGAGUUCUGUUUAACAUCAAGGGUCGGAGUCCUCUAGUGGCCCACUAUCUUCACAUGAGACAGCUUGCUGGUAAUCAGAACAUUGGCAGGAAUGUACGCAGGACAGAGGUGGAGAAGCUCCCUCCACCUGCUCCGACCUACCGUGAGGUCAUCAAAGACUCAAACCGUAUGGCAAAGGCUAUGAGUACAGAAUACCAAAAGAUCAGCGAUAUUUUGAACAAGGAGUUAGCAGCUAUUGAGAAGCAGAGGGCACAGCAGGCAAGGGAGAUUGAGGCUCUUAAAUCACAGAUCUUACAGAGGUCAUAUGAUACCAAGAUCUUGAGUGAAAAGAUUCUAGAUUUCAGGGAGUCUGGAAACAGGAACUACCAUAAUGUUCUGGACUUUAACGAUUAUGUAAAGGGGAAAGAAGGAAUUGUCACCAUCAUGAAACAAGACAAAGCUGGCCGUGCCCGCACCCGGCCAAGGAGUAUGAAAACAGAGAGCAGUGCAGAAGAAGAAGGAGAAGAUGAAAAUGAAGAGGAUCCAGCUGACUUGGAUGAAGGAACAUGAAGAAAGAAGGAACACCUUUUUAGGGUUUACGCAAUUGAAGGAAACCAAAACCCAAGAAGAGAAGCAAUCUUAUGCAUUAAAGAUGGGGUUCCGUAUUGAAAGAGUUGGGGAUUUGGAUAUUCAACUGAUCCGUCCACUGGAAUUAAUUUGUUUGUGACCGAUUCUUGUGCUAAAUGUUGCUAAAAUGUGCAGACCUCAACCCCGCCCACUCCCUCUCUUUAGAUAAAAUAAAUACCCCACAAAAUAUGAAAAAUGAAAAUGUCUACCUGUUUUAGGCAUGAAUUUCUU